This is a messenger RNA of Rhizopus microsporus ATCC 52813, 279 nucleotides long. RefSeq names its product ankyrin. Lineage: Eukaryota; Fungi; Mucoromycota; Mucoromycetes; Mucorales; Rhizopodaceae. Gene Ontology annotation, molecular function: protein binding. The transcript has 2 exons. The annotation marks the transcript as partial. The record is from RefSeq and is a predicted model, not a curated record.
AACAAAACAGAUAAAGCAGGUCGAACUAAGUUGUUUUAUGCUACAUCUCAAGGUCAUUUGAAUAGAGUAAAAGAAUUGGUAGAAAAUGGUGCAAAUGUAAACUUUAGAGAUAAUGCUGGAUGGACGCCUCUUCACGAAGCUGCACUUAAAGGACAGUAUGAGGUUGGAAAGUACUUGAUAGAAUGUGCAGACGUAAAUGCAAAAGAUAACCAUGAUUGGACUCCGCUUCAUUUGGCCUGUUUACACGGUCAUCUGGAUAUUGUCAAAUUGCUGAUUCAA